AUGGCAUCGGCAUCAGAUAGCUCGAUCGAGCUAAGGGAGAUGCUUGAUCCAACUCCACCUCAUACUGGAGAUGCAUCAACUCUUGGCGACUCUCCCAUGGCAUUCAUCGAACAGGACGAUGUUGAGACCCUUACCAAAAUAGCAACUCAACGGUCACGCCAACAAUCGACUGCCGGAACAAACCUAACAGUCCUCGCUGAACAAGAUCCAGCUCUCGAUCCUCAGUCUGGCAAGUUCGACUUGCAAAAAUGGCUCAAACUGGCUUUCACCGAUAUUAGCCGAGAUGGCCGAGCGGGACACUCAUCGGACGUUAUUUUUAAAAAACUGAAUAUAUACGGAUCGGGUGCUGCGCUGCAGUACCAAAAUACAGUCACAUCGACCCUAACUGCCCUCGUUCGGGUGCCCCAAAUCAUUCGUGAAUCACGCUCUCCCCCAAGGCGAAUCCUCAAGGACUUCAACGGUCUCUUGAAAAGUGGUGAGCUGUUGCUUGUGCUUGGUCGGCCAGGUGCCGGCUGUAGUACGCUCUUGAAGUCCAUGACUGGAGAGCUCCACGGUUUGGAUAUGGAUAAGGAGAGCGUCAUCCAUUACAAUGGUAAGACUCGAGCUCCAAAAUUCUAG
Molecule: messenger RNA, 618 nt
Organism: Penicillium concentricum
Lineage: Eukaryota; Fungi; Ascomycota; Eurotiomycetes; Eurotiales; Aspergillaceae
Exons: 1
Coding region: 1-618 (205 amino acids)
Molecular function (GO): ATP binding; ATP hydrolysis activity
Source: RefSeq, a predicted model, not a curated record